Notodromas monacha is the source of this 2046-nucleotide messenger RNA. NCBI's taxonomy places the organism in Eukaryota, Metazoa, Arthropoda, Ostracoda, Podocopida, Cyprididae. The record is from the annotation of a GenBank genome assembly.
UUUUUCUCCAGUUUUUUUCAAGCAGGGGCAUUUGUGAUCUGUAACUUCUGCUUUUCUGAGUGGUGAGGGAAGAAAAUCUCGUGGUUGUGUCAGAAAGAUUCUCUCGUAAAGGAACAUGGAUCCAGGAAUGUUGUCAGUUCGAGGCUCCCGCACGUCGGGGACGAACAUCAGGAGCCAAAAUGUCAUGGCAGCUGCGUCAAUUGCGAACGUUGUGAAGAGUUCAUUGGGGCCAGUUGGUCUGGACAAGAUGCUGGUUGAUGACAUCGGGGAUGUGACUAUAACCAAUGAUGGAGCAACUAUUCUGCGGCUGUUGGAAGUUGAGCAUCCAGCUGCGAAAGUUCUGGUUGAAUUGGCACAGUUGCAGGACGAAGAAGUUGGCGAUGGGACGACAAGUGUCGUGAUUUUCGCCGCCGAACUUUUGAGGAAUGCCGAUGAUCUCGUGCGACAGAAGAUCCAUCCAACGUCUAUCAUCAGUGGUUACAGGCUUGCUUGCAAGGAAGCAGUGAAAUUCAUUCAAGAGCAUUUGAUCAUCCCUGUGGAAUCUUUGGGCCAGGAAUGCCUAAUCAAUGCAGCGAAAACGUCCAUGUCGUCGAAACUGAUUGGAGCGGAUGCGGAAUUCUUCUCCAAAAUGGCAGUCGAAGCUGUGCAAGCAGUCAAGAUAUCUGAUGGCAAAGGAGGCUUCAAGUAUCCGGUGAAGGCCAUCAACGUGCUGAAGGCUCAUGGGAAAAGUGCGCGGGAGAGUCUGUCCAUCUCUGGUUACGCCAUCAACUGCACAAUUGCUUCGAAAGCCAUGAAGAGCAGAAUUGCCCCGGCCAAAAUCGCUUGUCUGGAUUUCUCCUUGCAGAAGGCCAAGAUGAAGUUGGGUGUUCAGGUUCUGAUCACAGACCCUGAGAAAUUGGAGGCCAUCAGAGACCGUGAAUCCGACAUCACUAAAGAACGAGUGCACAAGAUUCUCGCUACGGGGGCAAACGUGAUUCUCACAACCGGUGGAAUUGAUGACUUGUGCCUUAAGUACUUCGUGGAGAACGGAGCGAUGGCUGUGCGACGAGUGAAAAAGGCGGACUUGAAGCGUGUGGCCAAGGCCACGGGCGCCACUGUCCUCUCGUCGCUGGCCAACCUGGAAGGCGAGGAGAGCUUCGAAGCCGCGAGUCUGGGCGAGGCCGCCGAAGUGGCCCAAGAGCGCAUUUGCGACGACGACCUCAUCCUCGUGCGUGGCCCCAAGGCCCACUCUGCGGCCAGCGUCAUUCUCCGCGGCCCCAACGACUUUUACUGCGACGAGAUGGAGCGGUCCAUGCACGAUGCGCUUUGCGUCGUCCGACGUGUGCUGGAGAGCAAGUCCGUCGUGGCCGGUGGCGGCGCCGUCGAGGCCGCCUUGAGCAUUUAUCUCGAGAACUUUGCCACGUCCAUGGCAUGCAGAGAGCAGUUGGCGAUCGCGGAAUUUGCCAGGGCCUUGUUGUCCAUCCCGAAGACCCUGGCGGUGAAUGCUGCGCAAGAUGCGACGGAUUUGGUAGCAAAGCUGCGUGCCUACCACAAUGCGGCCCAAACUGCCAAGGACAAGGGCGACCUCAAGUGGUACGGUUUGGACUUGAUGGAAGGCAAGGUGCGAGACAACAAGCUGGCCGGCGUCCUGGAGCCGACGGUGUCCAAAGUCAAGUGCAUCAAGUUCGCCACGGAGGCGGCCAUCACGAUUCUCCGCAUCGACGACCUCAUCAAGCUGGAGCCUGAAGGCGGCGACGAACGCUCUUAUCCGAUGCGUCAUUGAUUCCCCCCCCCCCCUUUUUUUCUCCUCCUUUUUAGUUUUCAAUUAAUUUGUUUUUCUUGUCGACUGCGUGUGGUGGGCUCUUUGAAGAACAAGGACGGUGAGGGGAUGAUGAAUGGAUGGAGAAGAACAAGCAAGGGACCCGCGAGAAGAGAAGAAGGAAAACGCAGCGACGAGUGCUAAUCCUAAACUUAAACUUCGCCACUGAACAAUUCCAAGAAAAACCCUGUCACAACGGAUGCUGUCGCGCAGAGCGAAGUGCGCAUUAAACUGGCUCUGGAAGAUUA